Bursaphelenchus okinawaensis is the source of this 2910-nucleotide messenger RNA. Lineage: Eukaryota; Metazoa; Nematoda; Chromadorea; Rhabditida; Aphelenchoididae. The record is from the annotation of a GenBank genome assembly.
AUGCUUGUAGUGCUCUUCUUAACUAUCCUGUUACUUCCUUCAAUCCAUGGUAUCCAAUGUAGUAGUAACAGCAGUCUUGAGUGUAAGCGCUACUGUUACCAGAAUGUAAAGUAAGUUUUACAUAUCGGUUUUAACACCAUUUCAUACUUUCUCCAAUUUUUAUCACAGUGUACCGUAGUUAUUUUACAGUAUAUUGAAGUUCCUAAAUUUCUAAACGUCAAUUUACUGUUAUACUUUUACUUUUAUACCUAUUCUACUACAUCAAUAGUUUACAAUGUCAUAACAUUUUUUCAGUGACGGUACAACCGGUUGUCUCGAAGAUCUAGAAGUGCUGCCUCCUGACUUCACGUGCCCAUUUGGUACUCAUACGUACUGUUAUGCUACCACAUCCUCCGAAUGGUACGAGGACAACAACAUACUGUAUGCUUGCAACAGCACCGACUGUCUAAAGGAUGCAAAAUCAAAGUUUCCAAUUCCAAAAAUGCGGUACGACUUCUAUAGUAUGGCAAUCUUUUACAUUUGUGGUACACUUAGUCUACUGCUGGUCACUAUAUUGGGGGUAGGUUAUGUUGAUUAUAUGUAUUUCAAUUUCAACUGGCCACGCUUUUACUUUACUUUCGGUGAACUUCACAAGUAAAGUAAAAAUGCUCAAUUUUACAGUAAAUAAUAACUUUUAACGGGGCCGAUAUAGAACAAGCACCUCCUAAACAUUAGGCACCGAAUAUAAGAAACAAGCACCGCUUUUAUAAAAAUGAAAAAAUUGGUAAUUCACUGGGAAAAACAUAAAAAUGAAAGGUAAAAUAAGAAAAUGAAUAGCGGUGCUUGUUCCCAAUAAUUUUCACCGGUGCCUAAUGUUUAUGAGUUCGGUGCUUCAACUAUAUCAGGGCCCUUUUAACUUUUUGAUCACUGACAGGACAGAUAUAUAUUGUUUUAGGUAUUCCCAUUGUCGUAUCGGUUAUACGCAAAAAGAAAAAACCAAAAACUGACCGAAUCUGGCCUGAAUCCUGAAUUGGACCCAGAAUUAUUCAAAAACAUAUGGCCACAGAGUAUUACUGUAAGUUGGAACCGUUAAACUACAUAAAAAAGUAAACUGACCAAAGCUAUUUCCCAAAUUUUAAACCUUUUUAAAUUAAAAAGCCUGAUACUAAAAAAGCAACCUCAAAAUUUGACAGUGUAGACUAUCUUAUAGUAGCCAAAAUAAAAUUAUAAGCAAUAUCCAAAAAAUUCAGAAACACAAAGACACGGUAGCUACAGGACUAAUACCACUAGAAGAGACAGACGACGCUUUGAAGGAAAUCGAAAAGUACCAAAAGAUGGACAGAACCAAAUCAGAUCAUGUACCUGACCCGGACCUCAAGAUAACAUUCGAGAGACAUUACGUCUACAAGAAGGGCGGCCACAAAAUGGUCACGGUAAAUUAUUGAUCUUACGUUCUCUUUUCGCAACUUGAUUCCAUUUUCAGCUAAAACCUAAUCAAGUUAGCCAAAAUAUAAUAAUUUUCGUCGAUUUUCGAUAAAUUGUCGUAUAUUGUUGUAGACCAUACCGUAUACAUACCUAAAAUUCUUAAUCUUUCAGUUUGCACGCCAAAUGCCGUCAAAGUACGAGACGCUGUUGUUCCAAAUGCUCGAACAUGGCCCAGGAUCUUUCGCUUUGGAUGCGAUUGAGAUCAACGAAGUCCUCGACCUAGCCCACAAUAUGUUUUCGGCCGAAGCUAGUCUAGUCGAGAUCAACGCUCCAUGUAUUGUGAUUGGGGAACUCGAUGCAUCGUGAGUUGUACAUUGAGUUUAAGCUAAAAAAAUAAAUUCGUAGAUAUUAAGUUAGAGAUAGCGGCGAAAAACGGCCUAAUUUAGUCAAAACUUCAGCUAGAUGGUUUUUCAGCCCACUCCUAUUAAAACUGAAAUCACUUUCAUCUAACUCUAAAAAUUUCAGAUACCCAGACAUCUUCCGAUGGCUGCAAGUCCUCGGAUUCCCCGGCCAGAAGAAACUCAUCUUCGCCGGAGGCGUCUUCGAUUCUACAGCAGCUGGAGCAAUCGAAACGCUGGCCCUAGUAGCAGCCUUGAAGGUAGCUCUGCCUUUUGAUGUGUUUGUCAUAAAAGGUGCCAAAGAAAUGGUCGAUUACCACUUUCCCAGCAGAUUCGGACGAAACGUUUCCAAUGGCCUGGGCGUUGCCGUAAAUCGAAUGUUCUCUCAACUUCCACUGGCCGUUCUAGUUGAGAAGAAGAUAUUGGUUGUGCACAGUGGUAUCAGUACAAAGGUAACGUCUUAUUACAGUUUUUUCGACAAAAAAAGCCUUGUAAACGUCGAAAAUGUUAUUUUUAAAUUAAUUUGUUACCUAAAAGAUCAAAAAUAUAAAGAAAACCUUAAACAUUUAUGUAAAAAAAUUUAAAAUUCUUCUUUUAGUCUAAAUUUUAAUUGAAAAAUCAUAAUUUGUUACCUGAAAAUCAAAACUUUGACCUAAACUUUCAAAAUAUUACCUAAAAUCGCAAAAUGUUACUUAAAAAUCGACCAUAACUUCAGAUGAGGAAACUAGAGACCAUCAUCAAUAUUCGUCGCCCAAUCACCAUUUCAAACCUUCCUGACCUUGCUCAAGACCUCAUCUACAGCAUCCCGACGCUUGAUUCUCCCGGACGACGCAGCUUCACUGAAGACACGGUGUAUCAAGUGUGUGAAGACCUGAACCUCGAACUGAUAAUCAGAGCUCGAGGCCGAAGCGCAGAAGGCCACUUCACGUUUGCUAACCAACGAAUGUUGUCCAUCUUCUCCAAGACCAGCAUGAACGAGCACGAGAAGGGCUGUGCUGUGACAAUCGAACCAAAGGGCAUCGUGCGGCUACACACCAUCGAAGACGACUCACAACUAUCUCCUUCUCCAUCAUCUUCGGAACCUACUAGUUCCAGUGCCCCAACUUGA